Messenger RNA from Brienomyrus brachyistius, 3582 nucleotides. RefSeq names its product VPS11 core subunit of CORVET and HOPS complexes (gene vps11). Gene Ontology annotation, cellular component: HOPS complex; endosome. Gene Ontology annotation, molecular function: protein binding; protein-macromolecule adaptor activity. The transcript has 16 exons. The coding region runs from base 82 to 2865 and encodes 927 amino acids. Gene Ontology annotation, biological process: vesicle-mediated transport; organelle fusion; endosome organization. Lineage: Eukaryota; Metazoa; Chordata; Actinopteri; Osteoglossiformes; Mormyridae. The record is from RefSeq and is a predicted model, not a curated record.
UUAUAUCGAUUAGCAGGUCUGGUGUCGCUCACGUGAUUUUAAUGUUAGUCACAUGACUUGUUCCAGUGACAAAGUGGGAAAAUGGCUGCAUUCUUGCAGUGGCGACGAUUCGUAUUCUUUGAUAAAGAAAUAGUUAAAGAUCCAUCCGACAAUGGCAAAAAUUUCGUUGUCCCUGUCGGCAUCUCGGCCUGCGAUUCCGGACGUGGAUACGUCGUGCUUUUACAUAUGGAGGGUCAGAUCUGGUCAAUGGCACGCUCCUUGAAGUUAACUUCCUUUCAGGCAUACAAGCUGCGUGUAACGCACCUGUAUCAGCUGAAACAGCACAGCAUCUUGGUGUCAGUGGGUCAGGACGAGCAAGGAAUUAACCCACUGGUCAAGGUCUGGAAUAUGGACAAGCGAGACAGCGGGAAUCCCCUCUGCACGCGUAUCUUUCCCGCGAUUCCCGGAAACAAGCCCACGGAGGUUUCCUGCCUCAGCGUGCACGAGAACCUCAACUUUAUGGCUAUCGGGUUCACUGACGGCAGUGUGGUACUGACCAAAGGGGACAUCACUCGAGACAGGCACAGUAAGACACUCACGCUGCAUGAGGGCAGCAGUCCAAUCACAGGGCUCGCUUUUCGCCAGGCAGGCAAAGUCACCCAUCUCUUCGUCGCCACCUUGGAAAAAGUACAGUGCUACACCCUCUCAGUAAAGGAAUACCCCCGGGUGGAGCUGGACACACAUGGAUGCGCCCUGCAUUGCUCAGCCCUGACCGACCCCUCCCAGGACUCUCAGUUCAUCGUGGCCGGGGAUGAGUGUGUCUACCUGUACCAGCCAGAUGAGCGCGGGCCCUGCUUCGCCUUCGAGGGCCACAAGCUGCUGGCCCACUGGCACCGGGGUUAUCUUCUGCUGCUCACGCGGGACACCAAGUCGCCCAACAAGCCUGAAUUUGGCAGCCGGGAGACCUUGCCCACGGAGAAGCAGAUCCUGACUGUGUAUGACCUGGACAACAAGUUCAUUGCCUACAGCGCCGCCUUUGAUGACAUCAUCGAUGUUCUGGCCGAGUGGGGCUCAUUCUACGUCCUGACACGGGACGACAAGAUGUACGUGCUGCAGGAGAAAGACACGCAGACGAAACUAGAGAUGCUUUUUAAGAAGAACCUCUUCGUUAUGGCCAUUAAUUUGGCCAAGAGUCAGCAUCUGGACAGCGAUGGGCUCUCGGAGAUCUUCCGCCAGUAUGGGGAUCACCUGUACAUCAAGGGGGACCACGACGGGGCCAUCCAGCAGUAUAUCCGCACCAUAGGAAAACUGGAGCCAUCCUAUGUGAUACGUAAGUUCCUGGAUGCCCAGCGCAUCCACAACCUGACGGCGUACCUGCAGGCCCUGCACAGGCAGUCGCUGGCCAACGCUGACCACACCACACUGCUGCUCAACUGCUACACCAAGCUGAAGGACAGCUCUAAGCUGGAGGAGUUCAUCAAGAGCAGCGAAAGCGAGGUUCACUUUGACGUCGAGACGGCGAUCAGGGUCCUGCGCCAGGCUGGGUACCACAGCCACGCCGUCUUCUUGGCGGAGAAGCACGCUCACCACGAGUGGUACCUCAAGAUACAGCUGGAGGAUCUCAAGAACUACCAGGAGGCCCUGCGUUACAUUGGGCGGCUGCCCUUUGAGCAGGCGGAGAGCAACAUGAAGAGAUACGGCAAGACCCUGAUGCACCACGUCCCCGAUGGCACGACGCUUCUGUUGAAGGGCUUGUGCACGGACUACCAGCCCAGGCGGGACUCGGCUGACAGGGACAGCUUGGACAGGGCGCCGGGGAACAAGGCCAGCUCGGAGAUGUUCAUUCCCAUCUUUGCCAACAACCCACGAGAGCUGCGCGCCUUCCUCGAGCACAUGAUCGAGGUGGACCCGUUGUCGUCGCAGGGCGUGUACGACACGCUGCUGGAACUACGGCUUCAGGAUUGGGCGCAUGAGCAGAAUGUCGAGAAGAAGAAGGUCCUCCAGGAAGCAGCUUUGUCUUUGCUGAAGAGCGACAACACUGUCUUUGACAAGGCCCUCGUCCUGUGCCAGAUGCACAACUUCAAAGAGGGCGUGCUGUACCUCUACGAGAAGGGAAAGCUGUACCAGCAAAUCAUGCAUUACCACAUGCAGAACGAGGAGUACGGGCAGGUGGUGGAAGCAUGCAAGCGCUAUGGUGAGCAGGAGGCCUGCCUUUGGGAACAAGCCCUGGGCUACUUCGCCCGUAAAGAGGAAGACUGCAAGCCCUACAUCAGCGAGGUGCUGCAACACAUUGAGCACCACAAUCUCAUGCCUCCCCUGCUAGUUGUGCAGACACUGGCGCACAACUCCACUGCGACCUUGUCGGUCAUCAAGGACUACCUGAUAAACAAACUGCAGCGGGAAAGCCAGCAGAUUGAGAAUGACGAGCGAAGGAUCCGACAGUAUCAGCAGGAGACUACCCAACUGCGCUCCGAAAUCCAGGAGCUCCGAACCAGUGCAAAGAUUUUCCAGAAGACCAAGUGCAGCAUGUGCAACAGCCCUCUGGAGCUGCCGUCGGUCCACUUCCUGUGUGGCCACUCCUUCCACCAGCACUGCUUCGAGAGCUACGCGGAGAGUGAGGCCGAGUGUCCUACCUGCACCCCGGAAAACCGCAAAGUCAUGGACAUGCUGCGUGCUCAGGACCAGAAAAGAGACCUGCAUGAUCAUUUCGCCCGACAGCUGAGGUGUUCCAACGACGGCUUUUCAGUGGUGGCCGAGUAUUUUGGCAGGGGAGUAUUCAACAAGUUGACCCUGAUCACGGACCCCCCCGGAGGCAAGACGGGGACUGGGGGGUUAGAGGCAGACCUCCAGAGAGACCUGCUCAUGCACACGAAGCGAAAUGCCUGAAGGGGCAUUACUUGGGCUCUUGGUCGGCAUCGUUAUGUGGAGGUCUGAAGUACAGGCCAAAAAUCAGCUGCUGAUUGCGGUGAAGUUAGGUCCGGUGGGAAUGACGUAACUUUUUCUUGCAAAGAGCUUACACACUACCCAAUAUGUGCUCUGUAAUUCUGUGUAAAACAUAAAAUUUCAAAGUCCUGCUUGCACCUCAGAUAUUCACUGUUGACUUAUACUUGGGCGACGCUGCCACCAAACCCAAGGGUGAAUAUGAAGUCUGUUUUGUCAGUCCUGAUUUCUAAGCUUCAUAACUAUUGUAACUUGCUGGCAGUUCAAGGCGGUGACAUCAUUGGGCACAGGAACAUUUGUGUUUCUGUGUGUCAUUCUUAUGAAGUGAAUUAUGUAUCAAUUGGGAGCAAUUCAGUGUUCUAUGGGUAAUGUAUUUAAGUUGUGCCACACUGAUGUAGUAAUUUCUGUAAUAAAGGAUGUGUCCACAAAUUACAUAACUAACAGCACUUGACUGCAGUGCAAGAGAAAGCUAUGCGUUUGCUUUACUGUGAUUAAAAUCUCUUUGCACAACUGUCAGCAUGCAGUUUGCAAGCAUAGAAUGCAGCAAACACUGGUGGUGAUAAUAAAAUAAAACCUAAUUCACAUAUGUAACAUUUGACAUUAUUUUAAGUAUUCUGUUAUAUUGUCACAAUCCCUAACGUAAUAAAAAUAUACUGUGUGGGA